AUGAUUAGUUUACUACCAAUCAUUUAUUCCAUGGCAGUAAUGGUACAAUUUCUUCUUGGAAAUUUUGCCAAUAGCUUCAUAGCACUGGUGAACUUCAUUGACUGGGUCAAGAAUCAAAAGAUCUCCUUAGCUGAUCGAAUUCUCACUGCUCUGGCAGUAUCCAGAAUUGGCUUGCUCUGGGUAAUAUUGAUCAACUGGUUUGCAACUGUGUUUAAUAGAGAUUGCUAUAAUAUAAGAAUUUUUGUUUUUGUUUCUUGGGCAGUGACCAACCAUUUUAGCUUCUGGCUUGCUACUAUCCUCAGUAUAUUUUAUUUACUCAAGAUUGCCAAUUUCUCUAACUAUAUUUUUCUUCGUUUAAAGAGGAGAGUUAAGAAUGUAAUUCUGCUGAUAUUGUUGGGGUCUUUGGUCUUUCUGCUUUGUCAUUUUGUGGUGGGAUCUAUGAAUGCGAGUAUGCAGUCAAGACAACAUGAAGGAAAUGUGACUUGCAAUACUCAACUAAGGAAUAUGAUGCACCUUUCAAGUAUGAUCGCCCUCACGCUAGAAAUCCUCAUGCCCUUUACUGUGUCUCUGAUAUCUUUUCUGUUGUUAAUCUAUUCCUUGUGUAAACAUCUCAAGAAGAUGCAGUUCCAAGGCAAAGGAUGUAAAGAUACCAGCACCAAAGUCCACAUCAAAGCUUUGCAAACUGUGAUCUCCUUUCUCUUGCUUUUUGCAAUUUUCUUUUUGUGUCUAGUCACAUCAUUUUGGAAUUCUGAUGAACUGUCACAGAGACCAAUCCUCAUGCUUUGCCAGGUUGUUGGAAUCUCUUAUCCUUCUAGCCACUCAUUUUUCCUCAUUUGGGGAAACAGAAAACUGAAACAGAUCUUUCUUACAGUUUUGCGGCAGUCAAGGUACUGGCUGAAAGGACGGAAGCUUUCAAUGCCGUAG
Messenger RNA from Tupaia belangeri chinensis (Chinese tree shrew), 924 nucleotides. Its product is annotated as taste receptor type 2 member 20-like. Gene Ontology annotation, molecular function: bitter taste receptor activity; G protein-coupled receptor activity. The coding region runs from base 1 to 924 and encodes 307 amino acids. Lineage: Eukaryota; Metazoa; Chordata; Mammalia; Scandentia; Tupaiidae. The transcript has a single exon. The record is from RefSeq and is a predicted model, not a curated record. Gene Ontology annotation, biological process: G protein-coupled receptor signaling pathway; sensory perception of taste; detection of chemical stimulus involved in sensory perception of bitter taste. Gene Ontology annotation, cellular component: membrane.